AUAGACCCUGACUUAUCCACUGACGAUCCUCUCAGGUACCACGUUCCUGAUAACGCUCGGUUGGUCGGAUAUCGCGCUCUUCCGCAGGGGGUCCGCUGGUGAUCGGCAUAACGUCGGAGAAUUGAUUGCGCGAAGGAAUAGGGAUCGACGAACUAUGCGGAAUGGUUCGGUCGCCUUUAUAAAAAGUAACGGACGCCUGUAGGUACAUUAUCGGUCAAUUUACUGAUCAUCUCCAGUCUCCAACAUGGUCUCGAAACUCCUUCUCCUUACCGCUGCGCUGUCGCAGCUUGUCCAGGGCGGUCUCAUCCGCCGAGAGUCCAUCGACCAUGACAAAGUGGUCGGAUUCCCCGAGACAGUACCCUCCGGGACCACUGGCGAGGUGUACAAGGCGUAUCAGCCGUUGCUGAAAGUCGUCAAUGGAUGCGUCCCGUUCCCUGCCGUGGAUGCCCAGGGAAACACCAACGGGGGCCUCGACAUCUCAGGCUCCAGCAGCGGCGACUGCUCCAAGAGCGACGGCCAAGUCUACGUCCGGGGCGGGAAGUCCGGGGACAAGUACGCGCUCAUGUACUCGUGGUAUUUCCCCAAGGACCAGGCCGCGCCGGGCAUGGGACACCGCCACGAUUGGGAGGGCGUGAUCGUCUGGAUCUCUGACCCGGCCAAGACAUCCGCGGACAAUAUUCUUGCCGUGUGUCCCUCCGGUCAUGGCAAAUGGGAUUGCUCGACGGAUGGCUACUCGCUGCAGGAGACACACCCCUUGAUCAGGUAUUACAGUGUCUGGCCUGUGAACCACCAGUGCGGGCUCACGGAUGAGGCGGGUGGAUCGCAGCCUUUGGUUGCCUAUGAAAGUUUGCCCGAGCCUGCGAAGAAUGCGCUGGAGUCAACGGACUUCGUCAAGGCGAAUGUGCCAUUUAAGGAGGAGAACUGGGCGGAGAAUCUGGGAAAGGCUACUUUCUAA
This is a messenger RNA of Aspergillus pseudonomiae, 955 nucleotides long. Its product is annotated as NPP1 family protein. NCBI's taxonomy places the organism in Eukaryota, Fungi, Ascomycota, Eurotiomycetes, Eurotiales, Aspergillaceae. Bases 245 to 955 code for a protein of 236 amino acids. The record is from RefSeq and is a predicted model, not a curated record. The transcript is spliced from 2 exons.